AUGUCCUCAACACCAAGCUCAGACACAACAAAAAAGACCAGUAUUGAAGGCCUCGCGCUCGAGGAGAACGACCCCGCGUCGGCUGUGCCAAUCAAAAAGUACGAUGAAGUCUUUGGAGCCAUCAAGGAGGAUGGUCCAGAUUACCGAAAUGUCGGGUGGAUGGCGGCGGUUGUCCUUCUGCUCAAAAGUCAAAUAGGUCUUGGUGUACUCAGUUUACCGUCAGCACUUGGAGCGCUUGGUAUCGUCCCAGGUAUCUUGGUGCUCGUGGGUGUGUCCGCUAUUAUGACCUGGUCAGGUUACUGCGUUGGCCAGUUUAAGCUGCGCCAUCGACAAGUCUACAGUGUGGUCGACGUUGGAGAGAUCAUGUUCGGACCCAUUGGAAAGGAGAUAUUCGCCGCCAUCUACUGCACAUUCAUGAUCUUUGUUGCCGGGUCUGCCAUCGUUGGUGCUUCCAUCGGACUCAACGCCAUCUCCCUACACGCCACUUGUACCGCAGUUUUCGUCAUCGUCUCCACCAUCGUUACAUUCUCCCUCGCCAGUAUCCGAACCUUGGGCAACAUCUCCUGGCUGGGAUGGGUCGGACUCACCUCCAUUGUCGCUGCCAUCAUUACCCUCACCAUCGCCGUCGGUAUUCAGGACCGCCCUGCCCUUGCUCCCCAGACGGGCGAUUGGGACAAAGGAUUCAACGUGAUUGGUAACCCCACAUUUCUUGAAGCCUCGUCCGCGGUCGCCUCCCUCGUUGUGGGUUACGCCGGUGUUCCCACCUACUUUUCCAUCGCCGCUGAGAUGCGUGACCCCCGUCUCUUCAACCGUGCCAUGUUCUGCAGCCAAGUCAUUAUCACAGCCAUCUACAUCGCCAUUGGCACCGUCGUCUACUUCUACUGCGGCCAGUACGUGGCCAGCCCCGCCCUUGGUUCUGCCGGUGUCUUGAUGAAGCGAAUCUGCUACGGUCUCGCUCUUCCCGGACUCUACGUCACAGGUACUAUCUAUCUUCAUCUCCCCGCUAAAUAUGUAUUCCUCCGUGUCAUGCGCGGCAGCAAACACCUCACCUCCAACUCUCCCAUUCACUGGGCCGUCUGGCUCUCCUGCGUUUUCACCUGCGUCACCAUCGCCUACAUCAUCGCCAGCGCCAUCCCCGUGUUCGGCAGUUUGGUCGGUCUUAUUGGUGCGCUGUUCGGAUCCUUCUUCUGUAUUAUGGUCAUGGGUGCCACUUGGAUCUUUGACCACCAGGACAAGAUCCGGGCGAAGCCUUCGAUGAAGGUCAAGCUCCUUACAGCGUUCAACUGUUUCAUAAUCCUUUUGGGUCUUUACCUCAUGAUCUCAGGAACAUGGGGUGCUGCCAAGGAUAUUUCUGACAGUUUUGCUUCUGACGGAGGAACAUCACCUUGGUCUUGCAAGGAUAACUCUAACACAGUAGAAUAG
Messenger RNA from Cryptococcus wingfieldii CBS 7118, 1422 nucleotides. RefSeq lists its product as hypothetical. Gene Ontology annotation, biological process: amino acid transmembrane transport. The coding region runs from base 1 to 1422 and encodes 473 amino acids. NCBI's taxonomy places the organism in Eukaryota, Fungi, Basidiomycota, Tremellomycetes, Tremellales, Cryptococcaceae. The record is from RefSeq and is a predicted model, not a curated record. Gene Ontology annotation, molecular function: amino acid transmembrane transporter activity. Gene Ontology annotation, cellular component: vacuolar membrane. The transcript has 8 exons.